This is a messenger RNA of Dentiscutata heterogama, 1224 nucleotides long. The record is from the annotation of a GenBank genome assembly. NCBI's taxonomy places the organism in Eukaryota, Fungi, Glomeromycota, Glomeromycetes, Diversisporales, Gigasporaceae.
AUGGAUAUGAGAAAUCCUUUAAAGCUCCCUAACUUGGACGAAUUCUACCGUUUUUUGACAACUUCAAUGGGAUUUACCACAAAUCUUCGUCAAAUUUCGGUAUAUUUUAAUGAAAAUGAAUUAUUCAGAAUUUCGAAGGAAAUUAUUGGUCACCAUCGAUCAAUUAAAAUCAAACCCGAUAUAAAGAGAGAAUCUCCAGAAAAAUUAUUUAAGCUUGAAUCAGUCAAUAUUAAUACAGUUAAAUUUGAAGUUACUAUCACUAGGAUAGUAUCGUCCAGGAAUCAUGAAAAAAAAAAUGAGGCCGUGAGUUUUCAAAUUGCUAGUGGAAAUUUGAAAGUUCAGAUUCAACGUAAAUUUUCUUCUGAAAUGGAGAAGGUUAACAAAGAAAAAGCCUCCAAAUCUUCCGAUGUGCCAUCCGAUAUUUUCAAGGAUUUAUUGCCAUAUCCCGAGCAAGGAAAUAUUUUCAUUGGAUUUAGAACACAUCAAACAACUAGUUAUUCUGUAAAUUUGGCAGCUCGCGUCAUACCAACUGUUGAGCGCGAAUCGAUUGAUUUUGCCGAAAAAACUCUUUCAGUUUAUAAUACAGAAAUGUUGUGCUCUAUGGGAGAAUUGUGCCGUGUGUUAUACGAAUAUGAAAUGAAUCAAAUCUCACAACUAUACCAACAUAAAUCAGAUGACAAUCAACUAAUGCUUGAAGAACGUUCAGUGCGCAUUCUCAAUCAUUUUACCUUUAAGCAAAGUACUCCUGAUGAUAAAGUAGGAAGCAUAAUUGAAGAACAAUUUUAUAGAUGCUGUUCUUCACAAUUGUCAAUAUUAUCUACUCAUGGCGUCAAAUCCAUUAAUUUGAUAAGGUUACCCGAUCCAGAGAUGACUGCAUUUAUCAAAACUACACCAGUUGUUCCGAAAAUCAUGAUGAAUCAAUGUGAAUCAUUUUUUUCAAGGGCAAAUAGUAUUUUAAAGAUCAUUGAACAAAUUUUAAUAAGUGAUAUAUUUGAAGAAUUGAAAAAACGAAUUCUGGAUGUAGAUGAAAUGGUAGCCUUGAUGAAAUGGUGGACAACGCAAACUUUCUCUAUAAAAGAACAUGACCACUUCAUGCAACUAGCUUCUGCUAAUAUUGAAAAUAAGGUCAUUCGUUUAAAAAAUGUUCGUCAUUUCCAGAACCCUGGUAUUAUUAGUCCAGGUUUAGAUGUUCCAUCCAAUGUACUGCCAUAUGCUAUUAGCUAA